Messenger RNA from Frieseomelitta varia, 945 nucleotides. Its product is annotated as cytochrome c oxidase subunit 6B1-like. NCBI's taxonomy places the organism in Eukaryota, Metazoa, Arthropoda, Insecta, Hymenoptera, Apidae. Gene Ontology annotation, cellular component: mitochondrion; respiratory chain complex IV. The transcript is spliced from 2 exons. The record is from RefSeq and is a predicted model, not a curated record. The annotation marks the transcript as partial.
CAUAUAUAUGAUACAUAUUUAACAUAUAUUGAUAAUACAACAGAUGAAAAAAUACAAAAGAGAAAAAUAACUAUAACUGUAGACGAAGAUGAUCCAUGUCUUAAACGAGAUGUAGAUGCAAAAAAACGUGCAAAAUCUGUAUUUCCUGGUGAAGAUCCAAGAUUUCAACAACAAAAUCAAACAUUACGUUGUUGGGUAAUGUAUCAUGAUUUCUAUCGUUGUGAACAUAUUUUGGGAGAGAAAUCAGAUGUAUGUACUUGGUUUAAACAAGUUUUUACAUCUAUAUGUCCAAAUGAUUGGAUUCGUCGAUGGGAUGAACUUAGAAUUGAAGGCAAAUUAAUCUAACACAAAUAUAAUACUCAAGGGAAAUUAUCUAGGAACAAAUAUAAAAAUCAGGAAAAAUAGUAAUUUUGUUUUCUGUGAGAAGGGAUAAAUCUAAUUUGGAAAAUAAACAAACUCGUCUUAGAAAAAAAUAUUAAUCUUUUAUUAUACAGGUACAAGACUUUUAUGAGGUAACUUAUAUAGAAAUAUGAAAUGAAUAUUUGUUGCAAUGCCCGACGUUGGCCUGUCAUAUGGCUGUCUUCAACAAUCGGUCAAUAAUUUCUUCUUUUUUUUAUAUUAAUCACACUAAUUACUGUAGUUUAUAUACGACACUUUUUACAUAUGUAAAAAAUAAACACUUGCAGCAAAUCUUCUAUAAACUUUCGUUAGAAUAGAAGCUUAAAAUAGCACAGUAUUAAAAAUUUUGCUUUUUUUUUAAAUUUAUGAUCCUUAUGUAAUAAAAUGGCUAUUUUAAUUUGUGCACAAACUCCUGCCGUGAUGAAGAUAACUUACCAUCUUCAGAUGUUACUUCUGCUAACAGCAUUCUUCCAUCUUUAUGGGAUUUUAUUUCUUCAAAAAUAGUAGUAUCUGCAAUUAUGAAAGUGUAUUAUAAAUAAUGCUUAU